AUGAACGACGAUGAAGUCACGCUUGAGCUAGACUUUGAUCACGAUGCCCUAGCCAAGACGCCCAAGCGCACACCUUUGUGGGACGAUGAUGGCGUUGCUGCUUUGUUUCGGUUGCGGUACAAGUCUCAGCUGUCUGCGCGGUUUUACUCGAAGAACAACGCCGACAAGAAGACUGCUUACGUGAUGCUGGCUGCCGAGCUAAGCGUGGCCACGGAGAAGGAAUACUCAGUCACUCAAGUGCAAGACAAGUUUGCGAAAAUGAAGUCAGCAUGGGCGCUGUCGAAGCCCUCGAAUGCGAUCAAAACAGGGAAUACUCCCUCCGCCCCAUUGCCUCCCCAUUACGAUCCAUUCAAGGACAGUCUCGGACGAUUGCUCAACUCGUUGCGCAUUUAA
Messenger RNA from Aphanomyces astaci, 393 nucleotides. RefSeq lists its product as hypothetical. The record is from RefSeq and is a predicted model, not a curated record. NCBI's taxonomy places the organism in Eukaryota, Oomycota, Saprolegniomycetes, Saprolegniales, Verrucalvaceae. Bases 1 to 393 code for a protein of 130 amino acids. The transcript has 4 exons.